Messenger RNA from Cornus florida, 1268 nucleotides. RefSeq lists its product as uncharacterized. The transcript is spliced from 6 exons. Lineage: Eukaryota; Viridiplantae; Streptophyta; Magnoliopsida; Cornales; Cornaceae. The coding region runs from base 151 to 1035 and encodes 294 amino acids. The record is from RefSeq and is a predicted model, not a curated record.
CAUCUUGCCCAACCAGAAUUUAAUGCUCUGCAUAUACAAAACCACAUCUUACCCAAUUUCCCUCUCUAUAUAAGAGCGCACACACACAUAUAUAUAUAUAUACACACACACACAUCAUCUGUUGGAUUUGGCGAAUAGUAACGAUACAGCAUGAAGCUUCAUCUUCUUCCUCAUUAUCGCCAGUUCAUGGCAUCGACAUAUCUCAGAUCAAUCAAAAGGGUCUCUUCUUUCUGUACUUCUUCAUCUGCACCGAAAUGGGAAGGUUGGGUUUCUAUGGUGCAAGGAGCUUCCAGAGGAAUAGGCCUUGAAUUUGUUAAGCAAUUGCUGGAGAAAAAUGAGAAUGGGCAUGUCAUUGCAACGUGCCGCAAUCCUGAUGGGGCAACAGGGCUUCUUGAACUAAAAGAUAAGUUUGCUGAACGCCUUAACAUUCAACAGCUGGACCUGACCGUUGAAAAAACCAUAAAGGCAUGUGCUAAAUCGUUAACAGAGACAUAUGGCUCUUUAAACCUUCUUAUUAAUGCUUCUGGCAUCCUUUCAAUACCUGAUGUCUUACAACCAGAAACAACCCUGAGCAAGAUUGAGAAGUCAUCGUUGUUGCUUGCUUAUGAGGUUAAUGCAGUGGGUCCUAUUUUAGUGACGAAGCAGCACAUGUGGCCUUUAUUGAAGGCUGGAGGAGGCUCUGGGACUGAAAAGGAUGUUGCCAUCGUGGCCAACUUAAGUGCCAGGGUGGGAUCCAUUGGGGACAAUCGUUUAGGGGGUUGGCAUUCAUAUCGAUCUUCUAAGGCUGCUCUUAAUCAGUUAACAAAAACUGUGUCAUUGGAAUUUGCAAGAAGGAAGGAUCCGAUUAUAUGCCUCUUAUUGCACCCGGGCACAGUGGACACAGAUCUCUCUAGGCCUUUUCAGAAAAAUGUUCCCGAAAGCAAGCUUUUCACCAAAGAGUUCUCAGUACAGAAGCUCUUAAGCAUCAUCAACAAUGCUAAGAGGCAUGAUAAUGGCAAGUUUUUUGCCUGGGACGGCCAGGAAAUUCCUUGGUAAUCUGUCGCGUUAUUUUGAACAAAUUUCUUGGUCAAGUUUUUCAAAAUAUCCUGGUCUUUGCAUGCAUACGGUCAUGAAAGACACUGUUAAUCAAACUGUUUAACCAUUCUGGUUAGAGAAGGUACAUAUUAAUUAACUACUGUUCAUCUAUAUUUCUUCUGAUGUAAAUUUAAUUGUUUUAUUGGAAGCACACAUGUUCAGUAAACGAGUAGAAUAUUUUUUGAUUGCUUUUA